AUAUAUAUAUAUAUAUAAUUAUACUUCAUAAAAUAAAAUUUGGAAUAUCGAAUUAUUUAUACUAAUUCAAUAUUUACUUGUUAUUCAUAAUGUAAAAUUAUAAUUAAAAUUAUAAUAAAUACUUUUACGUAUAACUUUUGUAUGAAUUUUUGAAAGGAGGUAAUGUUCGUUAAUAAAUAAGAUUUGUCAACGUAAUAAUAAUAUAAGAUCAAAAAGAAUCUUUAGUUCUUAUUUUUAAGCCUCAUAUGAUAUCUCUCAUUAUGUUAUCGUGGAACAGAUAAUUAUGUAAUUAUAAAUCUUCUAUACCGUGAGGAAGGUUUCCGUCUUUUUUAUAAUAUGUCAUCGUAAUGCAAUAAUGUUGUUGGCUAUUUCAACAUCAUCAAUAGAAAAUUAUCGUACGAGGAAAAUCGAAUAAAAAAAGUUGUUUGACGUUCUCUCGCCUCUAGAUAAAUAUCUACGUACAAUCAAUAAUAAGAGAUUUUGUAACAGCGCAUAGAGUGCAUUUUAUAUAUAUUUUUAUUCAGAUCCUUUUCUCAAAUUAAAAAUUGGCUCGAACCAUCAAGUCGAAUUUUUUCGCAGCACAUUUACUUAUAAAUCUGUAAUUAAUUGUAAAUCUGUAAUUGAUUAAAAAAGAAAAACAAAAAAAAAAUCGAACGUAUUACUCCUUGAAGAUAAUCGAAAAAUCAAUGAAAUAAAUAAAACUACGUUCACGUUACAUAUAUCGAAUUGACCUAAUUUGCGUAAUAUAAGUUAAAAAUCACAAAUUUAUUUAUACAUGUAUAUGUGAAUAUAUAUAUAUAUAUAUAUAUAUAUAUAUUUCUUUUUUGAAUAUUUAAUUCGUCUUAAAAUAAUGACGCCCGUAGAAAGAAUGAACAGAAUCGGACGUACGAUAGAACGUUCACGUGAAGAUAUAUUGAAACGUUAUUUGAAAAUCUGUCCGGCAUUUUAUCACAUUUGUUAUGAUCCUGUUGGUACUCACAAAAAAUCACGUUCCUUUAUAGGAUUUUUAAUGGGAAUAUUUCUCGGUAUUAUAUUUUAUCGAACUAUAAUCUUCCAAUUAAAAUUCGAUCGUUAUACCACUGUAUAUCUUGGUAGUAUAAUUAUCGUUAUAUUAUCUAUCGGUUGUGCUACGUCUAUUCAGAUAAGAUGCAUCUGUAUUCUAUCAUUUCCUGCAUUUUUCGGUCGUGCCGGACGUGUACUAUUGAGAACACUGAUACUUGGAUAUAUAAUAGCUGGACCUAUUUUCAAUUUGACAUACAAUGGGAAAGAAGUUAUAAGGAGUUUUGCUUGUACCGCCAAAUUGACGUAUAAUUUGACUAAGAUCCGUGCCGAUCUAAUGUUCGAGCCCUUUCAUCGGGCGAUUUUAGAAAUGAGAUCGAACGCCGGGGAGUUAAAGGACGCUUUAUCAUCGGUUAGAGAUCUGAUGAGUCCAAUAGUUGAGGAGAUCGAAGGGGAGGAAGAGAUGAUGAGAUUGAAAGAGGAGAACGAUUAUCUCGAUGAAAUUCAAGGGGAUUCUAAAAGGAGCGAUGAAAUCGAGGAUAAGCGAGGAAAGGAGAUGAAAGAUGCCAAAUCGGAAGCUGAAUUUUAUUCGGUGAAAUAUAAAAUGAAAGUUGAGGCACGUUGCGAGGAACAACUUAGCCGUGGUGCUGGUAAAUGCAGAGACAUGUUCGCCGAUGCUUACGACAAGUGUUAUCACAAGGUAACCGUUUUUGCGGCCUGGCUAUUAUGCUGGCCGAUGAAGUUGACGUUCGUUUGCAAUCUCGUACAAGCUUUGGGUGGAGCUAAUAUAUGUGAUCCUGAUGGACAAGUCGAUAUCGGCGUUGGCGAUGGUUACGUAGCAUUAAAAAAUACAAGAAAUAAAUUUAGUGAAAGUUUGAAGGAUGCGAAACUUCAAUACAAAUUAAAGAUCGCACCUCCCGUAUUAGACAUUUAUGAUGCCGCGAGUGCUGCGAAAGCCGUAAUGCAUGAUUUCGACAUCAGAAGGAGAUACUUCGAAUCGUUUAUGAUAUUUGCAAAGAGAUGCUUAUCGUUAAUAUUUCUGAAUAUUAUAUUGAACGCACAAAAGUAUCAUGACAGUUAUCUAACCGAUAUCGAGUUCGAUAAUAUUUACGUGACACGUUAUUUUCGAAAGAUCGAUGCUAGAAGGAAAGCUCGUGGCAGUAUUACCUUAUUGCCAUUGAAGAAGAUCGAGAGAAUUAAAUUUGUCUAUCCUUAUGGUUUAAAGACGAGCAAAAUUGAGGGACGACAUAUUAUGGGUGAAACGUUGAAACUCCUAUUUGAAAUAAUUAUAGCUACGAGUUUUAUACUGAUGGAUAGAUUAUUCUUCGAAGCACUUGAUUUGAUUCGUCGCCAUUCACGAUUGGAAUAUACUCAGGUUGGUCACCACGAUUUGAGUUUGAAGAUUCAAGGUACAGGUAUCAUAGCAUCUCUAAUUAGACAUUUAAUCAAUGGUUUCAACGUGAAGAAACACACGAAAACUGUAAUAACUAAUGAACCGUGUUUACCAAGACCAAUCGAAUUGUCAAAUAACGUAAUACUUAAGAUUUACGGUAUCUUUCUAGCCGUUUUUAUAUUGAUUUAUACAUCCGCUUAUACCCAAAGGACACGUUUCUUUAUUUGCUCGUUUUUUUAUCGGACUCGUCAAAAACGUCGUAUAUUAUAUCUUUACAAUGAAAGUUUACGUCGUAGACAAGGUUACGUGAAAUUUACGAAAGCGAAGAUCAAGACUUUGGCUAGGACGCGACAUUUGGAACAGGAGAUCUCAUUUACAAUGGCAUUAAAAAAAGAAUGGCCGAAACUUUUCGGUUGGUUACGUUUAUUCGAAUCGGCAAGAGAAAAAUGUUUAGUUUGCGGUGAGGUUGAACCACGAAGGGGUAUUAAAUUUCGUCGAUGUACAACCCCAGGUUGUCCUUUCGUUCAUUGCGAGGAAUGUUGGAGAGACAUCGGACAAAUUUGCUAUGCCUGUGCCGAUGUUUCCGAUACUGAUUCGGAAGACCCAACGGAUGAGUCCGAGUCAACGGAAUGAAUAACAACGAUCUGUUAUUCUUCUCUCUGUCGUGACCUUUAAAAGUCGUUGGAAAAUCACAAAAGACCGAGUCGCGAUACGAUUUCAAUUUUACAUUUUAUAACCUCGAAGUAUAAUCGUCUUGCCGAAGAUGUUGAAAUCAUCGAAUUAAAUAUUCCAUCCAUUAGAUCAAUUAGCACAAUCAGGAAACUAUCGUGAACGUUAAAUACUUUAUUUUCUUCAACAGUUUGAAAAAAUUCCUUCGUUAGAUUUAUCUUUAGAUUAGAAAUGAUCGACCUGAUCUUUUUUUUUUUUUUUCUUUAUUUUACAAUAUAUA
Messenger RNA from Vespa velutina, 3341 nucleotides. Its product is annotated as protein sneaky-like. The transcript is spliced from 5 exons. The coding region runs from base 851 to 3025 and encodes 724 amino acids. Lineage: Eukaryota; Metazoa; Arthropoda; Insecta; Hymenoptera; Vespidae. The record is from RefSeq and is a predicted model, not a curated record. Gene Ontology annotation, cellular component: membrane.